This is a messenger RNA of Zingiber officinale, 855 nucleotides long. RefSeq lists its product as uncharacterized. Lineage: Eukaryota; Viridiplantae; Streptophyta; Magnoliopsida; Zingiberales; Zingiberaceae. The record is from RefSeq and is a predicted model, not a curated record. Bases 1 to 855 code for a protein of 284 amino acids. The transcript has 4 exons. Gene Ontology annotation, molecular function: protein dimerization activity.
AUGCCGGCGGCGGAAGAGAAAAGCACAGAUUGCCUCCCUCUUGGCGACAACGUUCCUUCAACAGGAGAGAUCACGGCGCCGGCGAGACCCCCCUCCAGGAGGUUGCUGGUGGCCGCCCACGAAAAGCACGCAUCCCCCCUCCCUGUUCUCUCUAAGGAUGUCAGUAUUAUUUGCGAAUUCUUUUCUCAUUUGGACAAUAUUGUCGAUAUUGUUACUUCUUCUACUAAGUGCAUUGCUGAGUUACAUACUGCACAAAGAAAUGAAAUUGAACAUAUAUUGGCAAUUGGAGAACGUGAUUAUGGAAGUGGAGCCAAUCAGAUUGGUAAUUUGCAGCGAGCAGGAGCUACUUGUUGGAGUUCUCACUAUGACUCAGUAAAAAGCUUGAUAGUAAUAGAUUUCAUCUUGAUGGAGUUAAAUACUCGGUUCAAUGAGUCAUCAGUGGAACUUCUUUCUGUUAGUACAGCUUUAGAUCCGAAAAAUUCAUUUGAUUCAAUUAACAGUGAUGAUAUUUGCAAACUUGCAAAGAAGUUUUAUCCUGAAGAUUUCACAAAUCAAGACAUCGUUGCUUUGGAAUAUGAAUUGCAAUUGACUGAGAGUGGGCGGUCAAAGGUUUACAUUAUGUUAACUAAAUUGAUUCAUCUCGUUUUGACAUUACCUGUUUCUACCGCCACUACUGAGCGAGCCUUUUCAGCAAUGAAGCAUGUGCAGACGACACUUCAUAAUAAAAUGGAGGAUGAUUUUCUUGAAGAUUAUUUGACACUCUAUAUUGAACGAGAUUUAGCUAAAAAUAUAGAUGUAGAUUCUGUUAUAGAUGAAUUUUAUGUUUCAAAAUCUCGUAGGGCACAACUUUGUUGA